Messenger RNA from Vespula vulgaris, 767 nucleotides. RefSeq names its product calcium and integrin-binding protein 1-like. Gene Ontology annotation, molecular function: calcium ion binding. The transcript has 5 exons. The record is from RefSeq and is a predicted model, not a curated record. NCBI's taxonomy places the organism in Eukaryota, Metazoa, Arthropoda, Insecta, Hymenoptera, Vespidae. The coding region runs from base 147 to 731 and encodes 194 amino acids.
AUGAAAGAUGAGACUUGUAAACCGAUAUGUUUGCAAAACGUAGAGAUAAAAUUAUCACAUGUUGAUAACAGAUUUUCCAAGUGCAGAUUAGUUAAAUGAUAACUCUCUUUCAUAUACGUGUAAUGCACUAAAGAACAACCAAAGUUAUGGGAAAUUUUCGUUCAAAUCAUAUUCUUACGAACGAAUUGAUAGAAGAAUACGUCGAAUUAUCAUAUUUAAGCAAAUCUGAAAUAUAUCACAUUUUCGAUCUACUUAAUAAUUUAACACCAGGAAUCUUACACGAUAAUUUGCAUUAUCGCUUUACGAAGAAGCAAAUAGAUGAAAUAUUACCUCAAGUUCGUCACAGUCCUUUUCGCGAUUCAAUAUAUCGGAUAUUUUCUUCGGAACAAGAUGAAUGUUUAAGUUUCGAAGAUGUUUUGGACCUUUGCUCCGCCUUUUCAGAAAAUUGUCCUUUGAACGUUCGUUCAGCUUGGGCAUUUUUAAUAUUCGAUUUCGACGGCGACGAUCAGCUUGCAUUGAAUGAUUUAAUUGAAGCUGUCCAAAAAUUGACUGGUAUUAACGAAAAUGGAGAGAUCAAGAAUGAAAUGGAUCAUGAACAUGCCGAAAAAGUAGCACGUUUGAUGAUAUCUGAAAUGGAUUUCUCCGAAAAUGGAAGUAUUUCUCCUCAAGAAUUCGAACGACUCGUUGCGAGAAUGCCGGACUUUGCUCACUCGUUUCGAUUUAAGUUCUAAUCUUAGCAACACUUUAAAUGAUUUUAGGAUAUCCAU